Messenger RNA from Solanum tuberosum (potato), 1089 nucleotides. Its product is annotated as F-box protein At2g26160-like. Gene Ontology annotation, molecular function: protein binding. Lineage: Eukaryota; Viridiplantae; Streptophyta; Magnoliopsida; Solanales; Solanaceae. The coding region runs from base 1 to 1089 and encodes 362 amino acids. The record is from RefSeq and is a predicted model, not a curated record. The transcript has a single exon.
AUGGCGAUAUGGGAAGAAUUGCCUGUCGAUCUCCUUGUUAAGAUAGCGAAUCGCGUUAAAGUGAUGGAAGAUUUCAUUGCUUUACGUGCUGUUUGUACCUCGUGGCGAGUUUCUAUCACUAAGGAUGACAUGUUUUUGCCUCAAGUUCCAUUGCUUAUGCUGAAUACUACCAAAGAUAACAAAUAUCACAAAUAUCGAGAAUUUUACUCUUUAUCCAAGAAGAAAGUUGUACGAGUAUUUCUCCCCGAAGCUAGAUGUGGAGAUUGUGUGUCAUCGGAGGGAUGGCUUUGUACCAUGUCAUGCUACAGAAAAAAGAUGAACUUGUUGCACCCUUUCUCCCGUACCCAAAUUCAACUUCCUCCACUAAUAUCAUUGGUGGUUUCACUUGGUGUGAAAAUAAUGUCUAUUGGAGGGGAGUCACUUAUCCAAAAAGUUGCCUUAUCUGCCAAUCCUUCUAUUACAUCAGAUUACGUAUUGAUGGUUUCUGUUCUUAUAGACCAUGAUAAUUAUUUGGCUUUUUGGAGAUCAGGAGACCGCAAGUGGAGUCGUAGUAAUAUUAAUACAACUAUUCAUACAUGGGGUAAAGCCACUAGUAUCAUUUACUAUAAUGGCCAAUUUUAUUGUGUCACUUGUUAUGGCCAACUUUGGGUUUUUGACAUUGUUAUGGAGUCAAAAUCAAUUCAUGCUAAGCCACGCUUUGUUGCCAGGGUGGAUGGUAAUAUUUAUCCAAAUAAACAGUAUUACAGACUAGUCAAAACAUCCAAUGCAUUAUUAAUCGUUACCAAGUCUACGCACUUGAGAUAUAAAGUGUCCGAAUUAGAUACAUUCACAGGUAGAUUGAACAACAUAACCAACUUGGGAGAUUCAUCAAUUUUCUUGAGCAAUGAUGGAGGUAGUAUUAUUAAUUGCUCUGGAUUUCGAGGAGUAGUCAAGGCUAAUCACAUAUAUUUUACUGAUAUGUGGACAUACAAUAUUGAAGAUGAAAAAAUUGAAUAUUUUCAUCCUGGACCAAGUUCUAUUUGUCCGCUAACUUGGGUUACACCAUCAUUCCAACACUGCCAUGUGACUCGGAGGGGUUGUUGUCUCUGA